Molecule: messenger RNA, 435 nt
Organism: Lodderomyces jiufengensis
Lineage: Eukaryota; Fungi; Ascomycota; Pichiomycetes; Serinales; Debaryomycetaceae
Exons: 1
Coding region: 1-435 (144 amino acids)
Source: RefSeq, a predicted model, not a curated record
AUGCAGUAUCUCAAUUUGUUUAAUCAAAUUGUACUAAUAAGUAUUAAUCUACCAAACCAUCCAGAUUCAAACGACAGACAAGAAGCUACUGAUACUUUAAACACAAACGAACCACAUCCCAUACCAGAUGAAGAAUUUAACGAUGGAGUUACACCUGAUGCUGAUACCACAAAUACGAACAAAUCAUGGUUUAAAAAAUUACAAUUAUGGUUCAAAAAAAAAACAAGUAGGGAAAAACUUACUUUCUUAUUAUCGAACGAAAAAUACAAGAAUAAUGAGCAAAUUAGAGACAUUGAAAUGCAAUUUCUGGAACAUUCCAAGCUAUACAGAAAGCUCCAGAUUGGUCGUAUUAUUGCUUUAAUCAUUAUCACAAUCGGCAUUUUAUUAGAUGCAAUUUCUGGUUACUAUUUUUAUUUAGGGAUAUGUUCUAAGUAG